AAGACACACAUUUUUUAUCUUUUAUUAAAAAUCGUUCUGUGUGUGUCUGGUAGUGCUGUAUGGGUGUCGUGUGUGUAAUAAAAUUAGUGAAAAAAAAUUUGCAUUGUCUAAAAAAACACAGAACAGGCAGCGCAAUAUUUGUAACCCCCUGCGCACACCCACAAUCAUUGCCUUGUAAAAAUCACAAUCGACAGAAUUAAAAUUACACAUGAGAAUGCAAAAUUACAUAAAAUAGUGAUGAUGUGAUCAAUUUACAAAUAACAAAAAAAUAAAUUUGUAUAAUUCGAAUUGAAGAGGUUAAAGUCACAAAUUCAUGCAAAAUUAGACACCUCUUGUGAAAAAUUCAACGAAAAAAAAAUCUAAUAAGAAUUCAUCCUACGAAAUUCUGCGAAUUGAUUCAAAUCAACUAAAAAAAACGGAUACUUGAUCAUCGAGUCGCUAUAAAGCACUUUAAACAUUCUCAAGAAUUAUUUUGGAAGUACUAAAUUAGUAAGGACACAAAAUUUAAAAUGCUGCCACAAUUCAACUUGUUUGUUGUUGUUAUCACAACGCUGGCCACGACUCUUACACACUGUGCACAACUUCCAGCAACAACACAUCUCAAAAAACACCAGUCAGUGAUCGCAUCAAAGACACCAAGUGUCCGGAUACAAUGUAUGUCGGGAUUCAUGGUUAUCACGAUUAAAGAUGCGCCCUCCACGGACGAAGGUUUCUUCAGUGGGAUGAUUUAUCCGAAAGAGUUGUCUAAGAAUUCAACUUGCAUGUCCGAAUUCCACAAUCACGAAGGACAACUCAAAUACAAGUUGCCGCUUAGAAGUUGCAGUACGAUGCCACAAGAAACGGAGGAUGGUCAAAUUGAAUUCUUCAACACGAUUGUCAUUCAACCGCAUUUAAAACUCGUAACAGAUUUAACGACCAGCUAUCACGUUCGGUGUCGAUACAAGAGUCGAGAGGCAGCAACUAAAGGAACAUCUUCGACCAAUGGAAACCCUCAACCAUUGACAUCUGAUGACGCUAGUUAUUCCGAUCGAUCCAACUAUGGUCGGUCACUUGAUAAUAGCAUUGCCACAAACGAGAUGCCCGGAGUUCAUAUGAAAAUCUUCUCCGAAGGAAAAGUCGCAGAAAACGUCAAGAUUGGAGAUAAUUUGGAAAUUGUUGUGAAUAUUGAUAAACAAGAUACUUACGGUCUUUAUGUCACGGAUUGCAUUGUUCGUGAUGGUCUUGGCUUGGGAGAGACGUUGUUAGUCAACGAAAAUGGAUGUCCAAUGGAUACGGAGAUUAUGGGACCAUUUAAAUACUCGAGCGAUCGAUCGACAGCCAAGGUUUCCUUCCCAGCUCACAGAUUCCCUUACACAUCAGCCGUUUACUACCAGUGUAACGUCAAGUUGUGCGCUUUAGUAGAUCCAAGUUGUCAUAAGGAACCCACAUGUGAUCCAAGUGGCAAACGACUUAAUAAACGUGCAACAGGAGACGAAACAGUCGAAGAAGGACUUCCAGCAACAAUUGAAGUGUAUUCUGGUUUGUAUGUCAACGAAAAUGCCGAUGUUGUUGAUGAAGAUGACGAUUCUGUGACAAAAGAAAAGUCAAUUGAAGACGCGAUUUGCGUUUCCCAGCGUAGUUUUGCAAUUGCCAUUGCCAUUGCUGGAUUAGUACUUAUGCUAUUGGUUGUCCUGGCCGCACUUUGCAUCAUGGCACGUCGCAGCCGCAAGACUCAUUCGUCAUCAGGCAGCUCAAUUUACAGUGGUCCUUAUACGAACACAGCCUUCUCUCACACUAGUUAGAAAGAAUGGCUACUAACUACGAACGAACCCAGUGAUAAUCCGCUUAAAAAAUAGAAUUAAGAUAUGGAUAGACAUUAUUUAACAAAGUGCCUCCAAACUAAUGACGGGCCCUCUGUUGACUGAAUGUCUUCUGAUACCCCCUUUCCCCACUUUUAAUCUCACAUUUCUCUCUCGGUGACGGAAACUCACUUAUUAUCUAAUGAAGUAACAAAACUCAUAUCCUUAAAUUUUGACCCGUCUUUAUCUACAUACGUGCUUCCAUAAAGCAAUAUAACACAAUCGAAUCUCCGGAAUUCUAGAAAUAAGUUUCCUUUUUAUUUAAUUGUUAGAAGAUGCUAAAGCGUCAUUUAACUGCCAUUUUUAUUUAAAAAAAAAAAUUAAAUUAAAAACAGUAUUUAUAGAUACUGACGUGGGCUUGUUAAAAUCAUUUAGAUGCCAAAUUUGUUCUGUUUUACAAUUUCAUUUUUGACGACAAAAAGUCAAGAAAUGAGAUUUUAGAACGCUACAAAAUUUCAAUAAAUGCAUCGUCAAGAAUUUAAUGACUCCACUUGACAUUUAAAAAAUGUAAAAG
This is a messenger RNA of Culicoides brevitarsis, 2352 nucleotides long. RefSeq lists its product as uncharacterized. The record is from RefSeq and is a predicted model, not a curated record. The transcript is spliced from 7 exons. NCBI's taxonomy places the organism in Eukaryota, Metazoa, Arthropoda, Insecta, Diptera, Ceratopogonidae. Bases 510 to 1781 code for a protein of 423 amino acids.